Arctia plantaginis is the source of this 858-nucleotide messenger RNA. Lineage: Eukaryota; Metazoa; Arthropoda; Insecta; Lepidoptera; Erebidae. The record is from the annotation of a GenBank genome assembly.
AUGAGAGAAUUUAAGUAUGAUGUAAUACAGUUAAUCACUGGAAUUAGGGACCGGCCAUGUUUGUGGGAUAAAACCAUAGAAAAUUAUAAAGAUCGUGUUGAAAGAAGAAUUGCGUGGGAGGAAAUAUUCAAUAUGUUAGAAGAGAGAUACGACAACAUGACACUUGAGGAAAAAAGGCUCACAGGUGAACACAUUUUAAACAAAUGGACAAAUAUACGGGACACAUUCGUUAAAUCUCUCAAAACAAAAAUGGGAAGACCCAAAAGAAGGUACGUACUGUACGAGCAUUUAAAAUUCUUAACAAAAAUUAAUCCAGAAGUAUGCGGCAUCGAACAAAAUGAAUUGGGAAACGAGUCUAACGAAGAAGUACCUUACCUGAAGCAGGAAACCGAAUCACACUUGUCAGAAUUACAAGAGACAAGUUACGAACCAAAAAAACGUUCAAAACGAAAUGACGUCAACGAUACGGAAUCAAAUGAUUUUUGUGUUAUUGAAAACAGUUACAGUCAAAAAAGGAAGUCGAAAAGAAACGACUUCGAUGAUUUGAAGUUAUCCGAAUACUGUGGCAGUGAAUCCAGCUAUAGUAAAAAAAAGAAAUCGAAUGAUACCACUUUUGGGAAAAAGAAAUCAAAAAAUGAAAGUACUUCAAAAGAUGAUGAUAGUGUAAAUGAUGAUAUAAACUUUGUAGAAGUCGAUGAGAGUGAUAACCCAAGGUUGAUGAAUGAAGAUGAAGCGUUUUUUGCUUCUUUAUUACCGACCGUUGUGAGGUACAGUGAAGAUGAAAGGUUAGAAUUCAGGAUUGAAGUUCUUGGUGUGAUGAAGAAGAUAAAGGAUAAACGUAAAUGGUAUGAAGUUUGA